UAAUAAGAAUUAUUAUUAUUAUUAUUAUUAUUCCACAGAAAUGUUUUAAUAGUAGGCUAGCUAACUAGCUACGAAGGACGACCGCUGCUGCUUUCGUCAAACAAACUUUAUGCAUGAGAUAUAACGCAGACAAUGGGACACGUUUUUUGUGGACGCCAAAUGUUAGGCGGAUAGUGGACACGUUUUCUAUAGGCCCUUAUUGGAUUGCCCCAGUGUGGUUCACCUCGUAGGCUAUUGUAUUCACACUUCAAAAACACGGCCCAAAUUGUACUUCAUGCAUAAACGAAGUCACGUGUCACAUUAUGUUUGAAGUCUGGGCGUCAUAUGACUUACAACCUGUUGAUUUCAGCAACAAACGUAGCUGUGGUUUGACUGCGCUGCCCAACAGUAGCCUAUUCCAAUGAUUCUUGUUAGAUACAGCAUCUAUGCGACUUGGAUUUUCUGUUUCCAUCACCCGUUGAUCGUUGGCUAACCUAGUUUGCUGGGAAAUGAUUGCAUUAUUCAGCUAUGUUAAAAAAGAAUCAAAAAUUAAUGUUCUAAAUAUGUUGUUCAUAUUUUGGUUGAUGCUGUCUGAAGCGCCGAUGGCUCGCUGUGUGUGGCCCUUGCCGCAGAAGAUCAGUCAGUUUGCAGAGCGGUACCCACUAAAUCCGAAGUCCUUUGCUUUUCUGUAUGCAAAUAAUUCGGAUGUGCAGCUCGGUUGCUCGGUUCUUGAUACAGCAUUCAAAAGAUACUUCUCACUCACGUUCCCAGGUUACAGCGGAGGGAAAGAGAGGAUUCAGGACCGUCUAGUAGAAAAUCCUUCCUCCGGAGGGUACACCUAUGCCCUGGUAGUAAGUGUACAAGAGGACGACUGUGAUGGCUACCCAAAUGCGGAGUCCGAAGAGAAAUACAACCUGAGUGUGUCUGCAGGCGGUGGGCUGUUGGUGGCCAAGACGGUGUGGGGGGCCCUGAGAGGCUUGGAGUCAUUCAGUCAGCUGGUUUACCAAGAUGAGAAUAACAGCUUCUUCGUCAAUAAGACCGAAAUUGAAGACUUCCCACGUUUCCUCUACAGAGGGAUCCUGCUUGACACAUCCCGGCACUUUUUACCCGUGCAAACCAUCCUUAAGACCCUGGAUGCCAUGUCGUACAGCAAGCUCAACGUGUUUCAUUGGCACAUUGUGGAUGACCCUUCCUUCCCGUACCAGAGCCGAAGCUUCCCCCACCUCAGCAACCAGGGUGCUUUCCACCCCAGCACCCACGUGUACACCCAGACAGACGUGAGGAGGGUUAUCUCUCAUGCCCGACUGCAUGGGAUCAGGGUCCUGCCUGAAUUCGACACGCCCGGCCACACCCAGUCCUGGGGUAAAGGCCAGCCCAACCUGCUGACUCCCUGUUACCAUGGUGGCAAGCCAUCGGGGACGCUGGGCCCGGUCAACCCGGCUGCUGGGUCCAGCUACCAGUUCAUGACCCGCUUGCUGAAGGAGAUUUCCAGUGUCUUUCCCGAUUCAUAUGUUCAUCUUGGAGGGGAUGAGGUGGACUUUAGCUGCUGGAAAUCCAACCCUGAUGUCCGAAUGUUCAUGAGCAAGAUGGGAUUUGGGAGUGACUUCACUAAACUGCAAGCAUUCUACAUGGAAAGCCUCAUUAAUAUCACCGGUUCUUUGAAGAAGACAUCCAUUGUCUGGCAGGAGGUGUUUGACUACCAUGAAAAGCCCAAGCUCCUGUCAGUGGUGGAGGUGUGGAGAGGGGGUUGUUACCUGUGCAAGAUGAGGAAGGUGACCCGGGCGGGGCUGCGGGCCAUCCUGGCCUCGCCCUGGUACCUGGACCAGCCCGGCCCAACCCACGACUGGUCCCCAUACUACAACGUGCGCCCGCUGGCAUUCACCGGUUCUGAGCAACAGAAACAGCUGGUGAUUGGUGGAGAGGUCUGCAUGUGGGGGGAGUAUGUGGACGCCACCAACUUGGCACCCAUGCUGUGGCCGAGGGCGAGCGCAGCAGCGGAGAGGCUCUGGAGCGAUGAGGAGCAGACCUGCUCUGUGUCUGAUGCCUUCCCCCGCCUGGCUGAGUUUCGCUGCAGGCUGCUGAGGCGUGGGGUCCAGGCAGGCCCUCUGUCGGUGGGGCACUGCCGACAGGAGUACCAGGACGUAUGAAGGCGAAAUGAGGAGAGGGCCAAAGAUGGACCCAUGCGGGACAACAAGAGAAUAAGCUUAUUCACAAAGUUCUGUGUGAUUCAAUAUGGCUACUUUGGAUGGGUUUUCCUCUGGUCCAAUGGCAGUAUUAAUAUCAUGUGGCCAGGUGAAACCUCUUUACCUGAUCUGGAGCCUUUGCUCAUGAUGGAUGCCAUGCAAUAGCCCCUGGGAUUUUUGGGUGUGGUUCUCCUGAUUUCACAAAGGGCUGUGUGGGCCUUGCAUGCAAUGUGCUCUGUAAAUGCAGGAUUUUAUCAUUAAAUUGCAGUUUUUUAAGUUACUUAAUUCUCCAGUAACUCCUGUCUUUCUACACCAAGUUUUUAAAAAGCAUUGGUCAUAUGAAAAUGGUCUUCCAACCUAAAACUUCAGCUGUCACAAUCACCCCAGUGUAACCUCCCCUGACCACACACACACACACACACUCACAGACAUGUACUCAUAGGUAGUAAAAACACACUGCAGCACAUCAUAAAAAAUAAAUCCCACUCUUUGACAGGAGUUGGAAUUCAGGGAGCUUAUGUACUGGAGGAUAGGUACUUUAUUACCCUGAAAACUGACAAGAAAGACAUACAGCAAAGCAGUGAACUUACA
Molecule: messenger RNA, 2753 nt
Organism: Anguilla anguilla (European eel)
Lineage: Eukaryota; Metazoa; Chordata; Actinopteri; Anguilliformes; Anguillidae
Product: beta-hexosaminidase subunit alpha-like
Exons: 14
Coding region: 489-2126 (545 amino acids)
Biological process (GO): glycosaminoglycan metabolic process; carbohydrate metabolic process; ganglioside catabolic process
Cellular component (GO): membrane
Molecular function (GO): beta-N-acetylhexosaminidase activity
Source: RefSeq, a predicted model, not a curated record